Fundulus heteroclitus (mummichog) is the source of this 2861-nucleotide messenger RNA. It is a transcript of the gene tgfb1a, whose product is annotated as transforming growth factor, beta 1a. The coding region runs from base 1512 to 2654 and encodes 380 amino acids. Gene Ontology annotation, biological process: regulation of cell population proliferation; SMAD protein signal transduction; BMP signaling pathway. Gene Ontology annotation, molecular function: type II transforming growth factor beta receptor binding; cytokine activity; growth factor activity. The transcript is spliced from 6 exons. NCBI's taxonomy places the organism in Eukaryota, Metazoa, Chordata, Actinopteri, Cyprinodontiformes, Fundulidae. The record is from RefSeq and is a predicted model, not a curated record. Gene Ontology annotation, cellular component: extracellular region.
AGAGAGAAACAGAGAGAGGGGAACGGGUGUACAAGUUAUCUGAGCGCGGAGUUCCCACAAAUCACUUUGUGAACAGCAAGCUCUGACAGGCAGCGGCAGAGAGCGGAGACAAAGAGAAGGUGUGAGAGGGGAGCUGUGUCAGAGGAGAAUCCGAGGGAGAAGGUGUGAAGGAGCGGUAGAGGGCAGAAACGAGGUGACACCAGUGGAUGGAUAAGAGGAAAAGCUGCGAUCCAGUUCCCUAAACAGGGCUGUUCCUCCUGCUACUGCCGGGGUUGGCUGCUACUGGGUCUGGAUGGUGCUCUGUUGUAAAGAGAAGGUGUGUCUGAUUUCUGAAAGAAAACUUUUCCACAAGGACAGGGUCGCCUUGAGGGUGACACUCUAAACGUCCGAUAGCAGGCCUGCUUGCACUAAUGUUGUCUCUGAAGUAGGCAGAUGAUCCUUCUGCGUUAUCAUGAUAGGAACACGGCAGAUAGGGGAGAAGCUGCUCUGGCAUUGAGUCGGAGGCGUUGAAAGCUGGUUUUAACUCAGCUUUGUGCCGAUCACAUGCUGUUAUCUGUGAAAAGAGGUAGUCAGAGCUAAGUGCAAUCUAUGUUUGUCACAUGUUUUUAUUUGCUGGUGUGUGAAGAACUCUGGGACUAUUGCAAAGUGAAAUAGGAAAACGUACCACUUCAGGGUUCAGCUGCAUAUUUCUCUCUUUAAACAAAUACUUCUGAGAAUCAAAUCCAUCUAGAAUAGUCUGAACUGGUGGGCGAAGAGAUUCCGCUCUUCAAGCAGCAACGAAAGCCCGUGACAGGUUCGUAGCCUUCAGGCGCAGAAAGUGAGUAAGUCGGAGUCUGCCAGCACCCGUCAUCAUUUUUUUUUUGCUUAUUGGGCUGCAGCUCCGUUCGCAUUUGCUCCACUUGCCUCCGGGGACAUGUAAUAAGAGACUGCUUACUGAGCAACAGUGCAGGGCUGACACGUGGAGCGGCGUAAACUUGCUCUGAGCAAGACAGGAUUACGCUAAAUAUUGCAGGUGGAGGACUGAGAGUCACAAGCUGGGUUGCGAGUGCAGACGCAGGACCGUUGGCCCGUCGGAUUGUUUCUGACUGAUGGGUGUUGCAGAAGUCAUGCCAGGGUUUGGAGAGCUCUCAAUGCGUGGAUGAGCUUUAUUUAGCUUUUGACAGCUCUUACUUCCCAGUGUGGGCCAUCAUUGGGUUACCUCGGUGGCUGAGUCAGAGGCUGGCCUAACGCUCGCCGUCCGCCUGCCCACCCCGAUCCUCUCUACCUGCUUCUAUGCAAACAGGACUCUUAGGUGGUUUUCACGGCAGCGGGGACAGCUGCGGCACUUUCUGGACUCUCCACACUGCUGUAAUUGUUGUGUUGUGUGUAAACACCUUGCGUCAGUCUCACCUCUCCUCGGAGUGAUUCACUACUCCCAAAGCAUCCUCGACCAGGAGGCAGGCGGCGAAAGAGAAAAAGGUGAGACGGGAUUUACUCAGCAGCAGAAGGGGUUGAGCUGCGAACCUGUCACGAUGAAGCUGGGAUUCUUGGUGGUGAUGGUCCUGCACAUGCUGGAGAACGUGUCAAGUAUGUCCACUUGUAAGACUUUGGACUUGGAGAUAGUGAGGCAAAAGCGUAUAGAGGCUAUUAGGAGCCAGAUCCUCAGCAAGCUGCGUCUGCCUAAAGCUCCUGAGCCGGAAGAAGCAGGAGAAAAGGAGGACAUCCCCAACACCUUGCUGUCCCUCUAUAACAGCACCAAGGACAUGCUGGAGGAGCAAGAGGUCAAAGUCCAGAGUAACAUCUCCCCAGAGCAGGAGGAGGAGGAGUACUUUGCCAAAGUGCUGAACAAGUUCAACAUGACCAGCAACAUGACCUCAGAAAGGACCAAAACAAUGUCCUUCAACAUCGCUGAGAUACGGAACAGCGUGGGCGAUUUCCACCUGCUGACGAGUGCGGAGCUACGGAUGCUCGUCAAGACCACCUCGAUACCCGACGAGCAGCGCGUGGAGCUGUACUACAGCUCGGGAGCCUCGACCCGCUACCACGCCUCCCGCUUCGUCACCAAUGCAAUGAAAGGCAAGUGGCUGUCCUUCGACGUCACCGAACCCCUGCAGGAGUGGCUCAAAGACAAAGAGGAUGAGCAGAAGUUCGAACUGCGCGUGUUCUGCGAAUGUGAGCAGGCGGUAUCCAGCCAGUUCACCUUCACCAUCUCGGGGAUCGGGAAGAAACGAGGAGACACGGCAUCCAUGGAAUCGAUGGUGGAGCAACCGCCGUACAUCCUGACCAUGUCCAUCCCUAAGAACAUGAGCAGCCCCCAAACGUCACGCAGGAAACGCUCCACCAGCGGACCAGAAACCUGCACAGCCCAAACGGAGAACUGCUGCGUGCGGAGCCUGUACAUCGACUUCAGGAAAGAUCUGGGCUGGAAGUGGAUACACAAGCCCACAGGCUACCACGCUAACUACUGCAUGGGGUCCUGCACAUACAUCUGGAACGCUGAAAAUAAAUACUCUCAGAUUUUGGCUCUGUAUAAACAUCACAACCCAGGAGCGUCCGCCCAGCCGUGCUGCGUUCCCCAGACACUGGACCCGCUGCCAAUCCUCUACUACGUGGGAAGGCAACACAGGGUGGACCAGCUGUCCAACAUGGUAGUUAAGUCCUGCAAGUGUAGCUAAAAAUACACCAUGGCACACGGCUCUGGGUGUUCUGGAAGCAAAACAACAAUGGAGGAGGCUGCUUUUGAAACCACAGGAAGGACAAUGUGAUCGUUUGAAGUGGAUCUCCAGCUUUUUCUUCUACAAGAUCUUUGACCACACCGGAUUCUCAUGAAACGUUGGACGUCUUUGCAUUAAAAUCAUCCAUAUUUUUAUGUAUGUAUAUAU